Drosophila melanogaster (fruit fly) is the source of this 695-nucleotide messenger RNA. RefSeq names its product SKP1-related F (gene SkpF). The record is from RefSeq and is marked reviewed. Gene Ontology annotation, biological process: protein ubiquitination; ubiquitin-dependent protein catabolic process. The transcript has a single exon. Lineage: Eukaryota; Metazoa; Arthropoda; Insecta; Diptera; Drosophilidae. Bases 74 to 589 code for a protein of 171 amino acids.
GACAGAUUUUCUUGAAAAGUUGAACUGUACCAGAUAACCUUAAAGGAAAACCCUUUGUGGGCGAAAACGGACCAUGCCAGUCAUCAAAUUGCAGUCCUCCGAUGGCGAAAUUUUCGAGACCGACAUCGAGACUGCCAAGUGCUCGAGCACCAUUAAGACCCUAUUGGAGGAUUGUCCAGUGGAAGCGGAGAACGACACUCUUAUCCCGCUGCCCAAUGUGAACUCGACGAUCCUGAAGAAGGUCCUCAUUUGGGCCAAGCAUCAUCGCGAGGACAUUGCAGAGGAGAACGAAGAGGAAGCGGCCAAGUCCGUCGCUGUGCAGAUCACCCCCUGGGACGCCGAGUUCCUGUCCAUGGAUCAGGGCACGCUCUUCGAACUCAUCUUGGCGGCCAACUACCUGGACAUUCCCAAUCUGCUGAACGCCGCCUGCAUGACGGUGGCCAACAUGAUUAAAGGCCGCACGACGGAGGAGAUUCGCCAGACCUUUCACAUAACCAACGAUUUCUCGCCCUCCGAGGAGGAUUUGAUGACGAUGGAGUCGGAAGUCCCGCAGGAGGACGAGGCGAUAGAGUACGGCGAAAUUAUAUAAAUUCGAAGUGAACAUUUUCGAAGGAUUGAUGCCUGUUCCGGAUUAGAAUGUAACUCGACAUCCUUACCUAUGCUCACAAAAUAUCACAUAAAUAUCCUUCAUAUGU